CUCUUUGACGUCAGGGUUUCUGCACCAAAGACUGGCGUCUGAUAACCUGUUCGCUGGGUUAAAGAGGAUCUGAGAGCAGCAAGCGAGCGAAAUCCCCCUUUCAGCUGCAAUCAGCCAUCUGGUCCUCGAGUCGCUCCCAUCCCCUUAAUAGCAGUAGCAGCAGCAGCAGCAUUCCUGGUCCCGGGGCGCUUCCUUGCAGCAUCCUACCAUGUCUGUGGCCGGGCUGAAGAAGCAGUUCCACAAAGCCACCCAGAAAGUGAGUGAGAAGGUUGGAGGUGCAGAAGGAACUAAGCUAGAUGAUGACUUCAAAGAAAUGGAGAGGAAAGUAGAUGUCACCAGCAGGGCUGUGAUGGAAAUAAUGACGAAGACAGUAGAAUAUCUUCAGCCCAACCCAGCUUCCAGAGCUAAACUCAACAUGAUCAACACAAUGUCAAAAAUUCGAGGGCAGGAAAAAGGACCCGGCUACCCACAGGCUGAGGCCUUAUUGGCAGAAGCUAUGCUGAAGUUCGGAAGAGAACUCGGAGAUGAAUGCAACUUUGGCCCAGCCUUGGGUGAUGUUGGGGAAGCGAUGAGAGAACUUUCUGAAGUCAAAGAUUCUUUGGACAUUGAAGUGAAGCAGAACUUCAUAGAUCCCCUGCAGAAUCUCCAUGAUAAAGAUCUGAGAGAAAUACAGCACCACUUGAAGAAAAUGGAAGGUCGACGCCUGGACUUCGAUUACAAAAAGAAAAGACAAGGCAGGCUCCCUGAUGAGGAGCUACGCCAAGCUCUGGAGAAAUUUGAUGAAUCCAAAGAAAUAGCUGAGUCAAGCAUGUAUAACCUUCUGGAGAUGGAUAUUGAACAAGUGAGUCAGCUUUCUGCUCUUGUAGAAGCCCAGCUGAAGUACCACAGACAGGCAACUCAGAUCCUACAGCAAGUUACUGCCAAGUUGGAAGAGAGAAUAAAAGAAGCGUCAACUCAGCCCAGAAGAGAAUACCAGCCAAAACCCCGCAUGAAUCUGGAUUUUUCCAGUGGUGACAAUACCCAGUACAAUGGAGGGAUAUCCCAGACCAGCACCCCUAAACCAACAGGUAAGAGGAAUGAGGAGGGAGAAUGUAGUCUUGUCUGUCUGAAUCUUUUGCUAUGA
Messenger RNA from Gopherus flavomarginatus (Mexican gopher tortoise), 1123 nucleotides. RefSeq names its product SH3 domain containing GRB2 like 2, endophilin A1 (gene SH3GL2). Lineage: Eukaryota; Metazoa; Chordata; Testudines; Testudinidae. The transcript has 8 exons. Gene Ontology annotation, cellular component: cytoplasm; glutamatergic synapse; presynapse. Gene Ontology annotation, biological process: synaptic vesicle uncoating. Bases 209 to 1123 code for a protein of 304 amino acids. The record is from RefSeq and is a predicted model, not a curated record. Gene Ontology annotation, molecular function: protein binding.